AUGAAAUUCGCCAUUAACACCAUUGCUACACUCAGAUAUGGAGGUUCUGGUUGUUCAGCCUCUACCUACAACAAGAUGGCCGUAUUGUCCAAUCUCCACGCUCCAUGGUUCCUAAUGAGCGAACAAGCGAAUGAUGAUACUAAUGCUAAUGGAGGAUACCCUCCUGCAUUUCCAUUUUUGACCGGUCACGGAGAAAAUGACAUGUACUGGCAAGACAUCACCACCCCAAAUAAUCUCCUUCAAUGUCUUCCCAUCAUCGCAUCCGAUGCCUCCGAGCUAAAUCGCUGGCCGGAGAGCAUCAACGAUGGGGAUUUAGGAACGAAUUGGCAGCCCGAAAGUACUAAUGAGUCUUCUAUCUCUACUGACACCAGCUCCGUCCAAGGCGAAAGAGUAAAGAUUAUUAGUGUGGUAUGGGGACAAAGACUUCCUACUAGUGCCAUUGUUGUGGUUUUUAAUUCCACCCAUACAUCUGAAGGACAUAACUUUCCCCUUCCUCUUCCUGAUCUCGAUAUUUCGGGCGUAGGAAAUACAAAAAUCAUCAAAGAUAUUGAUUCACUAUCAGAUAUUACGUCUUUGGAGGACUCUCCGGACGCCAAUGGGGAAGAGGAUGCCGGGGACGAUGUGAGGCUUGAGGAAGGUCUUAAGACGACUUAUAUGCUACCUGAUGAUAAAGUAGUAUAUAUGGGAGAUACAGUUCAACUUCGGAUUUCCGAGUGUUUAGGUAGUAGCUGUGGAGUUUUUGGAGAUGAGUCAGGCGCUACUGUUGAAGAGUGGGAGAUUAUUGGCGAAGCUUAG
Sclerotinia sclerotiorum 1980 UF-70 is the source of this 795-nucleotide messenger RNA. RefSeq lists its product as hypothetical. The transcript has 2 exons. The coding region runs from base 1 to 795 and encodes 264 amino acids. The record is from RefSeq and is a predicted model, not a curated record. NCBI's taxonomy places the organism in Eukaryota, Fungi, Ascomycota, Leotiomycetes, Helotiales, Sclerotiniaceae.